GAGAACGCAAGCUCCGUGUCUAUGUGUUACGAAGUGUGUGCAGUCUCUCUGGCAACGUGUACGGCUCGACAACACGGACUCGUCGAGGAGGUUAGGACGAACCGCGAUCGUGGUGCCGGUGGUGGUGGGCUGCGUGCGUUUCCCCGAGAAGAGCGCGCCACGACAGAAACGUGUGCCUCUGCCUAGUGUCUGCGUGCCAGCCCGCUCGCUCAGCCGCUUCUGGUGAAUUCGUAUGGUGAAUUAUUGAUCCGCGGCGGCGUGUGCGUGCGGAAAAACCGCGCGAGAGUAUAAGAAUCGUAUUUAACCGAGGGUAGAAAGAACGUGUCGAACAGGAGGUAUAGAAAACGUUGGAAAGAUAGCACCGGGCUGGUUGUGUAUAUACCGGUGCGGUGUCUUGUUUUGAAAACUGUGCGCGCGCGAAAACGCACUCCCGCGACAUACGUACAUACACAUACAUAUAUCGCAUAGUUUCUACGAGUCAGGAGGUGGAGCAGUGGUGGUGGCAGCGACGGAUUUUCUUUCCCCUAGGCGGGACCAAGCGAAGUGUUCGCACAUAUUCCAUUGCUCCCAACGUAACGUGCGUCUACGUGUCUUUCUCCUUUCCUGUCAUUCUCCCUGUCUCUCCCUCUCUUCUCGUCCUCCUUCUUUCUCUCCCUCUAUCUCUUUCUCUAUCACUCUCGUCCGUUUCCCCGCUCUUUGUCCACGUUGUCGCGUGUUAUACGUGUGUGAGUUUCUCUCCGUCUCGCUCUGUCUGCGUUACCUUCGUCGCGUGUGCGUCAAACGAAACUAAACGCGGGAAAAGCUCCGGCGCGAAAAUAUAUCCAUAUUCAAGGGGGAAUGUAGACGGUGCUUAUCGCGUAACGCGGAGCGUUUUUCGUUACUCGGCCGUGUGAGUGCCCAGUGCUGAUAGAUUACGGUUUACGGAUAUUUUGACGAGACCAGAAGCCCCGAGCGAAAGUGUUGUCGUCGUCGUAAGACGACGGCGACGACGAAUCACAACAACGACAACCACCACGAUAAUACGUUCAAGAAACUCGAACGGGACGCUGUAGCUUUGUCGCGGUCUUUACUCGCGUCUUGAUAAUCCAGGACAAGCGAACCUUACCUCCACCACCGCGACUUGGAUGGAUACUGUGCAUUAUUUCUGGAGUGCACCCACGUCGCCGUCAUCCUGACCUGCCCGAGAAAUCCUCAUGAAAGACUGGGAACUCAGUACUCAGAAUAGCAUCGGCAGUGCGGUGGCUGCAGCCGACACCAUUUCCGCGCCGUGGACUCCAGCGAGUUCCGGGCCGCCGCCCGACGCGAACGGCUCCGGCUCGGAUACCAAGAACCUCGACGUUGGCGAAAUUAGCGAUGACGAAAAAGACUUAUCGGCAGCAGACGCGGAGGGUGUAUGGUCACCGGAUAUCGAACAGAGCUUCCAGGAAGCUCUCACUAUAUACCCACCAUGUGGUCGACGCAAAAUCAUCCUGUCCGACGAAGGGAAGAUGUACGGACGUAACGAGCUGAUCGCUCGUUAUAUCAAACUGAGAACGGGCAAAACGAGAACGCGAAAACAGGUCUCCUCACACAUACAAGUUCUCGCCAGGCGAAAACUUCGCGAGAUCCAAGCAAAACUCAAAGUGGAUCAUGUCGCCAAGGAGAAGGCGCUCCAGACAAUGUCGAGCAUGUCGAGCGCCCAGAUAGUAUCAGCUGGGAGUGCGAUACACAACAAGAUGCCCCCCGCCCUCGUGGGGCCCCUUGCCCUACACGCUUCCACCCCUGUCUCCUAUCCCGGAGCGCAAUUCUGGCAGCCGGGUCUGCAACCAGGAACGUCCCAGGAUGUCAAGCCUUUCUCCCAGCCGGCGUACACCGGAAAACCAGCGACGGCAGUGUCGAGCGGUGAUAUGGUUCAGGCUCAACCACCCCCACCUUGGGAAGGACGUGCCAUCGCGACCCAUAAACUCAGGCUUGUCGAGUUCUCGGCCUAUAUGGACCAACAAAGAGAUCAGGAUAUUUACCACAAACACUUGUUCGUCCACAUAGGAGGAUCCGCGACUUACGCGGAUCCGUUGCUAGAGGCUGUCGAUGUCAGGCAAAUAUAUGAUAAAUUCCCGGAGAAAAAGGGCGGCCUGAAGGAACUUUACGACAAGGGACCACAGGCAGCCUUCUUCCUCGUUAAAUUCUGGGCUGAUCUCAAUACGAACAUCCAGGAUGAAGCUAGAGCCUUCUAUGGUGUAACAAGCCAGUACGAGAGCAAUGAGAACAUGACGAUAACGUGUUCGACCAAAGUCUGUUCGUUCGGUAAACAGGUGGUAGAAAAAGUGGAGACAGAAUACGCUAGGUUUGAAAAUGGCAGGUUCGUCUAUCGUAUUAAUCGUUCGCCUAUGUGCGAGUACAUGAUCAAUUUUAUACAUAAAUUGAAGCACCUGCCAGAAAAGUACAUGAUGAACAGCGUUCUCGAGAAUUUCACCAUUCUCCAGGUUGUUACGAACAGGGAUACGCAGGAAACGUUAUUGUGCACAGCAUACGUGUUCGAGGUAUCGACGUCCGAGCACGGUGCACAACAUCAUAUAUACAGAUUGAUCAAGGAUUAACCUGCUUGAACCUGCUCGCCAUGCAGCCAUCCACCCCCAUCAGUGCCUACCAUCACAUAAAGAAAUCAUCCAUUACGCGCACAUACACAAUUACACAUAAUGAUAUUAACCCUCUGAAGUGUCUCGUGGUUGUUUUUAAAUUUUAUCCUCGUUCACAACGAUAUAAGUAUAAUUACCAAUUGAUUGUAAUAAUUUUAUAACUAUAAUAUUAAAAAGCUUGGAUUUUAAUUAAUUUGCAUGUCACAGAGGAGAUGUAGCUUUUAUAAUGUAUGCUUUCAAUUUUAACUAAUUACGAUCGUUCGAUUAGCUUUGACGGAUCUCUCUUAAAUAUACGUACUCUUCAAAGGGUUAAACGUGAAUACAUAAUUGUAAACACGCGUUACACUUUACACUUUUCGCGUCUACAUUUAAUAGAGUUUCUGUUGAAAAUGUUCUUACCACAAACCAAACGUCUUUAUUGAAAGAUCGUUUCAGACGUGAAUUCGGAUACAUAUAUAUAUAUAUAAUAUAUAUUUGACAAUCAUUGUAUAAACUAGAUAUGCGUUUAAUUAUAUCGUACGUUUAUUUCGAUUAAUCAAAUUACAUAUUUCAUUCAGUAUUUACGAACAUUUUCCAUGAAACUCCUUAAAGAGAACUUAAGAUUUACACGUGAACGCGCGCGCGCACAUCCACACAACACACAUACCACAUACACACUCGCGUUUACAGAUUAGAAGUACUGGCCAGCCUGAGCUUGAGUUUGAUUCAUUUGAAAUGAAAAAAAAAAAAUAAUAAGAUUGUAGUAAAAAUAAUUGGUAUGCGCGCUUUGACGUACCAUGGAAAAAAAAAGAUUUCCUCCGUGAAACACGGCAGGAACUGCGUUCCAGAUAUGACGGAAUUGUAAAUUUUAUAUCGAAACAAAUGUAAUCGUAUAUAUAUUUUAUGAAUAUUCCGUCAUUCACAUACAAAUGUUUCUAAUUCGUCGAAGUUUUAUUAAAGAGAUAUAAUAAAAGUUAAGUUAAAAUUGACGACAAUAAAUUUGGUAUGAAACAUUGUAAGUUGAGGAUAAUGUGUGUACCAAAAUAGAGAAAACAAAAAAAAUGGCAAAAAAGAAGGUAUAUAUAAAAAAAGAAAAGAAAAGAAAAAGAAACAGACUCUGAUCUCGGCAAGGCGUGGUACCAACAUAAUUUAGUAUUAUAGUUUUAUUAUUAAACUAGGAAAUAGAUCAGACAGGACAUCCACACACAGAUAUACAUAUAUUACAUAUAAGAAUAUAUAUGUUAAAUAUUAAUGCAAUGAUUACGAUUUACAUUGUUAUAAAUGAUCGUGUAUAAAGUUAUCUAAGUGAUUUCUAAGUUUUAAACGAAAUGGAAGUUGAAUAGAGAGGUAUGCCAUUAUGAUUUCUUAAGUCUCCUUGGUUACACUAUUACAGUUUCGUUUCUUCUUCUUCUUCUUUUUUUAAUUAUCCAAAUCGUGCAAGGUCAAGAUCAACAUUAAAGACCUUUCCUUAAGCUUUUUUGUUGUAGAACUGUUUUCUUCUUUUUAGCUGUAUUACAACUAACGAUAAGAAUUUCUCGCUGCAGAGCUUUUUAUUAAUUCUCAAUGAUCAGAUAAAAGAAAAGCUAACGAAAUCGUUGACCAUUUUUACGUAUUUUUAAAAGGUGAUCUUUGAACGCACUUACAAUUGUGCAAACCCACCCGUUGUUAGGCAGCGACACUUAGAUUAAAGGGAUGUGUUUGUAUUUCUUGUAAUCACUUUAUUUCUUACUCUAAGAUCUUUUUUUUUUUUCUAUAGUUCUUACACGAAUGACUUUCUUACUUAGCGUACUUCGUUUGUUUUUAUCUUUCUACUAUAUUUACAACAAGUACAUCAGAAUUGCAUCCAUUAUACACGCUAGACAUAAAUAGUGUCCAUCAAAAAAGUCGAAAUAAGCGAAAGAGAUUUUUUUUUUCUCUCUCUCUAACUUGAUAACAUGACCUUAUUAAUUUUCGACUGAAUGGUUCAAGAAUGCAAAUUACAUUCGAUUUUAAUGAAAAAUUAGAAAACGGUAAUAGCGUGAUUUUGGAUCUGAGCUCUCUAAAUUUGAGCAUUCUUUCAUAAUGUUUAUAGAAAAUCUUAUUUGACAACAUAUUUCGUACUUAAUAUCAUUUUUGAUGCUUCAAUGUAUAUGGACCAAAAAACGUCUUACGCCGAUUUUGUUUUACCAUUGCAACGACGAUUGUUUCAGAGAGUAGAGGACCAUUAAAUUCUGCGAUUAAUUUUAUUUAGUCACAUCUCUCACAGAGACUAUACAUAUAUAUACGUGCAGCUAUGCACAGAAAAUUUUUUACAUAUUCUUUAAUCUGAUCGAUUGCGUGUUCUGAAACAGGACUUGCCUACAGAACAGUGAAUACUAAGAUAUUUCAGAAAAGAAUCAUGUAUACUUUAAGAAAAUAAUAUUUACUGUAUUCUUUACUUUAAUUAACUUUUAUGCAACAAGUGGCAAUGUAUUUUGAUCUCUCUUUUUAGUCAGAAAUAUGUCGCUUUUUAUUUGGGGUGAGAAUUGAAUUCGCUAGGUGAUUGACUGAAUAAUGAAGAAACUUGUGUAUUUAAAUGAUAAUGUACAUGGCUUUCAUUCAACAACUGGCAGCUGUCACGAUUUUUACUUAUUGUUACCUUUCUUUUUGUAAUAAUUGAUCAUAAGUCUUGUUUUUACAUAUAAUAUAUAUAUAUAUAUAUUAUACAUAUUGUAACUUUGCUAAAUUGUGUACAUGUUAAGGUUGAAUUGGAACCAUCCAAAUGUAAUAUUGUUUUCACAUCCUGUUAUUUUAAUUAAUAAUACUUAAUUAUUAAGUAUUUAAGAAAAGCGUCGUUAAGAAAAAAGGAAAAAAUAUUUUUCUGUAAUUCGAAAUAAAUCUUUAUGAAGAGAAUAUGCGAAAUAACAAAAGUUGUUUUAAUUUAAUUUAAUUUAAUUGAAAACACGCGUGAUGGUUCCAAAUCGACCUGGAUUAAAGCGUUAUUUUUUGAGAAAGAAAAAAAAGAACAAAAAAUUAUGCAAUAUACAAUUAUAUGAAUUUUUAUUUCAACGAAAAAUUGCGAGGAAAAAUAGGAGGAGUAUGAAA
Molecule: messenger RNA, 5657 nt
Organism: Osmia bicornis bicornis
Lineage: Eukaryota; Metazoa; Arthropoda; Insecta; Hymenoptera; Megachilidae
Gene: scalloped
Product: transcriptional enhancer factor TEF-1
Exons: 10
Coding region: 1194-2576 (460 amino acids)
Biological process (GO): embryonic organ development; hippo signaling; regulation of transcription by RNA polymerase II
Cellular component (GO): transcription regulator complex
Molecular function (GO): DNA-binding transcription factor activity, RNA polymerase II-specific; RNA polymerase II cis-regulatory region sequence-specific DNA binding
Source: RefSeq, a predicted model, not a curated record